Messenger RNA from Stylophora pistillata, 1242 nucleotides. Its product is annotated as RNA polymerase sigma-54 factor-like. The record is from RefSeq and is a predicted model, not a curated record. NCBI's taxonomy places the organism in Eukaryota, Metazoa, Cnidaria, Anthozoa, Scleractinia, Pocilloporidae.
AUGUCAAUUGCUCAAAGGAUUGUACAAAAACAAUCUCAAACCUUGGCACUCACUCCACAGUUGCGCCAGUCUAUUGAACUUUUAGCGCUUUCUUACCAGGAUUUAUUAGAGCAGAUCUCUCAAACUGCUUUAGAAAAUCCUUUUUUGGAACUUAAAGAAAGCGCAUCUUCAAUAGAAGAAAGUUCCCCAGUUAAAGACGACAAUGAAGAAACGGGGGAAGAAUCCAACCUAUGGACAGGAAACAGUGCUUUUGAUACCCAUAAUCAUCGUUCUAACAAUUCUUUUGAAACAACUCCUAACGCAGAUAAAUUUUCUCAUAUCGCUGACACCCCUCCCUCUCUUCGUGAACACCUGCUACAACAAGCAAAUGUAACCUUCCAGGAUAUUGAAGAGCGCCUUAUUGCUUCUCAAAUUAUUGAUGAGAUAGAUGAGGCGGGAUACUUGGAGGGACAAUCUCUAAAAAGUAUAAGUCGACGCCUAGAGACACCUGAAGAAAAUGUCAGAAAGAUUUGGGAAAUAUUGCGCACGUUUGAUCCUGUAGGUGUAUUUUCUCAUACUCUUGCAGAAUGUUUGGAGGCUCAAUUAAAAGAAAAGAAACUCUGGCAAAAGGGCGUUGAGCUUUUUCUUCAGAAUUUAGAAUUUGUUGCAAAACAGGACUUAAAAGAGCUUAAAAAAAUUACAGGAUGGUCUCAAAAAAAAAUCCUGAGCUUUCUUCAAGAUCUUAAGACCCUUACACCAAAACCAGGCCUUCUUUUUCACAAUGAACCAAUCUCUAUACGAAUUCCCGAUGUGAUUGUUGAAAAAAAAACAACGGGUCAAUGGCAGAUUCUACUCAACCCUGAAACCUUGCCAAAAGUUCUCGUCAAUGAAACCUAUAGUACCGAAAUCUUAAGUGAUGCCUGUGAUAAAGAAACAAAAUCUUAUGUCCAAAAUCGAUUAAGUGAAGCAAAUUGGCUUGUCAAAGCUUUAGACCAAAGAGCAACAACAAUGUUAAAAGUCUCUAAAGUGACAAUGUCUCGCCAAAUUUCCUUCUUAAAACACGGCAUUAAGUCCUUACUCCCAUUAACCUUGAAAGAUGUUUCCGAAAAAAUAGAGAUGCAUGAAAGCACUGUUAGUCGAGCAAUUGCCCAUAAAUAUGUAGGAACACCCCGCGGAAUUUUUCCGAUGAAAUACUUUUUCACAACCUCUAUUGCAAGUUUUACAAAUACUAUGUUGCCCCCCGAAAAGUGGACAGUUGAAUAA